UUUGCACCAGUAGGGAGGCGGGGAAGGACGGGACUUUUUGGGCGGCGGGCCGGUUGGUAGCAAAGCAGCGGACCGUCAUGGACAGGACGGCCGUGGUUAAGGUCGGCGCCGCGGCCAGCGCGAGCGUCUGUGCCCUGGUCGGCGGUGUGGCACUAGCACAGUACAUUGUUGCAAAGAAAAAACGAGCGGGCAAGAAAACUAAGAUCAUAGAGAUGAUGCCUCAGUUUGAGAAAGCGACAGUCCACAUGAGGGACCCAGAGAGGGUGGAACAGAUAAUCUGUGGGCUCAUCAAAGGAGGAGCAACCAAACUGCAGAUCAUCACAGACUUUGACAUGACGUUAAGCAAAUUUGCUGUGAAUGGCAAACGUUGCCCGACGUGUCACAAUAUCAUCGAUAACUGCAAGCUGGUAACAGAUGAGUGUAGGCAGAAGCUGUUUCAGCUAAAAAAUAAAUAUUAUCCCAUUGAGAUUGACCCUUACCUCACAAUGGAAGAGAAAUAUCCCUUUAUGGUAGAGUGGUAUUUCAAGUCCCACUCGCUACUCGUGGAGCAGCGGUUAGAGAAAGAUAAACUGCCUGAGGUGGUGAGAGAGUCUGAUGUUGCACUCAGAGAGGGCUUUGAGCAGUUCUUUGACCGCCUGCAUCAGCACAAUGUGCCUGUCUUCAUUUUCUCCGCUGGCCUGGGAGAUGUCCUAGAGGAAAUCAUGCGUCAGUCCGGAGUCUACCACCCUAACGUCAAAGUCGUCUCUAACUUCAUGGACUUUGAUGAAAAUGGCGUCCUGAAGGGUUUCAAAGGCGAGCUGAUCCAUGUGUACAACAAACAUGAUGGCGCCCUGCGGAACACAGAUUACUUCAAGCAGCUGAAAGAGUACUGCAACAUCAUCCUGCUGGGUGACUCAAUGGGAGACCUGAGCAUGGCCGACGGUGUCCCCAAUGUAGACAACAUCCUCAAGAUCGGAUUCCUCAAUGAUAAGGUGGAAGAAAGACUGGACAAAUAUCUGGACUCUUAUGACAUCGUCCUUGUGAAGGAUGAGACUCUGGAAGUGCCCAAUGCCAUUCUCCAGAAGGUUCUAUAAGCUCACCCUCCUCAGUUUAAACCCCAAACCCAGAUCCCACUCAGUUUUUUUUCUUCCAUCUUCUCUCCUGCAGCCCCAGGCCAGUCAAUCUCUUGACAUACUUUGAAUCCCUCAACUCUAUUCAGAUCAAACCAGCAUUUUGUGUUCCGAACACUACCAACCUCGGACUCCCCCUCCCUACAAAGCCUUUUUAAGGACAUUGUAUAUCUCCUGAAUGAACUGUUUUUUAAGUAAUAGUAACAGCAUCAUUUGCAUGUCUCUGAUGUGUUUUGUCAGUUUGAAUCGUUUCUCAUGUUUUCUCUCAUCAAGUCAUUUUGUUUUAAAAGAAAAGUGAGACAAAAAGAAAACACACAAUCUCACUCCAUCUUAAUAAUUUACAGAUUAUUGUAAUCAUAGUUAUUCCUAGAAGCAUUUUUGAUAAUUUAAUGUUUGUACAGGAUACACCAGGUGCCCACAGAAGGACACUUUUUUGGGGGGACUUUUCCCAGCAUGCCUGUUAGCUCAGUCACAUAAAUUAUUUGACCGGGCUGUUAAUUGUCCAUCUGGUCAAUGUUUCAGAGUUAUAUGUUUGAUUUAACUCACAUCUGUGAAAAGUAGUAGUUAAAAAGGGUAGCAGUAAUUCAUGUUAAUGGACCUUGGAAAAUGCAUUUCCUAAAAAAAACAAAUUGAAUAUCAUGCUCAGUGACAGCAGCCACAUAGUGACAGUUUGCUUAAAUUAGAUUAAAAAACUAUUUAUUUUGUCACUAUGAAAAUCACAAGGUCACAAGGAAAGAGAGAAAAUGCACUUUAAAUUCUUUGUAUGGGGAAACUGAAUCCUCUGUAUAUGAGCACAUGUGGCUCCAGCUUUAAUUUGUUGAUGUAGGAAUAGCUUCUUGCACAAAAAAGCCAUGUUUACAUAAACUUUUCUUUUUUGCUUUAAAACCCUAAUGUGCUAAUUUGAUAUAAUUUUUACACACACAAGAAAAAGAAGAAGAAGAAGCAAAACUAAAACAUUUAUGGCAAAUACCACUUUCCAAACAAUAUAUUCUCUGGUUAGCUUGUUUAUUCAUGCAUCCUCCAUGUUGGCCUGUAAGGUAAGAGGCAUUUUUUAGUGCUACAGUUGACCUCUAGUGGUAAUUGGUUUGAACUACAAUAGUAAAAUAAAAAAAAAAAAGCCUGACACGAUGCCUUUUUGGUUUUCACCUGUAAAGUUAAUA
Molecule: messenger RNA, 2269 nt
Organism: Melanotaenia boesemani (Boeseman's rainbowfish)
Lineage: Eukaryota; Metazoa; Chordata; Actinopteri; Atheriniformes; Melanotaeniidae
Gene: nt5c3a
Product: 5'-nucleotidase, cytosolic IIIA
Exons: 8
Coding region: 78-1073 (331 amino acids)
Cellular component (GO): cytoplasm
Molecular function (GO): 5'-nucleotidase activity; magnesium ion binding
Source: RefSeq, a predicted model, not a curated record